AUGGUCCCCCCUCGUCUGCGCCGUCUGGCCAUCUUCGCCCUGCUCGGAGCGGUGCUGAUGGUGUGGACGCUCUUCCGACGCGAAGAGUGGGAUCACGAAUCACUCGGGGGGCUGGAGAGUCAAUAUCCGCUCCUCUAUCAACAUGUCCACAUGCAGACUGGCGAGGGAGGAGCGUGGUAUAUCCCGGCCAACUGGACCACUCCCACCCACAAGCCGCCGCGCAAUAUUGUCGAAGCGGCCGAGUGGGCGCUGCAGGCUACCAACGCCUCCGACCACUACCUCCCCUUCUCGACCAUCCCCAUGAUCGUGCAUCAGACCUGGAAAACCACGCGCAUCGACACCUGGCCCCAACUGCUCCGCCACAGCGCCGAGCGCUGGCUGCAGGCCGCCACCGAGGGGCCGAUGGCGUAUUUCCUGUGGACGGACGAGGGGAUGGCGCAGUUGGUGCACCGGUUCGAGCCCGGGCUGGCGAUGCAGUUCGCCGGGCUGGCGAGCAACGUCGAGCGGUCGGAUGUCUUUCGGAUUGUGGUCUCCAAGUGGAUUGGCGGGGUGUACGGCGACAUCGACACGGAGCCGCUCCGGCCGCCGACCCAGUGGAUCAGCGCAACGGACCUCCUCCCCUGGACCGACACGCAGACUGGGACCUCCUACCCCGCCACCGCCCCGGUGCAGGCCAUCGUCGGGCUGGAGGCCGACUGCCGCGAGGACACCGAUACCUACUGGCGCAUGGGCUACUCGCAGCCCGUGCAGCUGACGCAAUGGGCCUUUGCCUGGGCCCCCGGCCAUCCCAUCCUGCAGACCUUCCUCGACCGGCUGACGACCACCCUGCAGACCAUCGCCGACCGCUACGGCGGCUCGCUGCAGUCGCGCGCCGCCCGGCAGGAGCUCCUGGCGCUGGAUCCGCUGACGCUGACCGGGCCGGCGGCGUUUACGGAGGCGGUGCGCAGCCGACUGGCGGAGACGACGGGGUUGCGGUGGCAGGCGCUGUCGGGGCUGGAGGAUGGCGGGCGAAGCAAGGUGGUGGACGAUGUCUUGGUUCUCCCGAUCACGGGCUUCAGUCCGGGACGAGGGGCGUAUGGCAACAUGGGCUCGAAGCCGGUCACGGAUGCCUCGGCGCGACUCCGACAUCUGGCGCAGGGCUCGUGGCGGGCGUUCGACUGGACGGUGGAGUAUGGCAAGUUCUGUCGCACGAUGCUGGGCAGGUGUCGCGACUGGUCGAAGGUGCCGGUGCCGAGUGCUGCGAUUGCGUAG
Aspergillus saccharolyticus JOP 1030-1 is the source of this 1251-nucleotide messenger RNA. It is a transcript of the gene och3, whose product is annotated as glycosyltransferase family 32 protein. Gene Ontology annotation, cellular component: mannan polymerase complex. The transcript has 4 exons. The record is from RefSeq and is a predicted model, not a curated record. NCBI's taxonomy places the organism in Eukaryota, Fungi, Ascomycota, Eurotiomycetes, Eurotiales, Aspergillaceae. Bases 1 to 1251 code for a protein of 416 amino acids. Gene Ontology annotation, molecular function: alpha-1,6-mannosyltransferase activity. Gene Ontology annotation, biological process: protein N-linked glycosylation.